AUGACGCGGAAACAUGGCUAUACUUAUCUGCCCCGAGUCCGCCGUGGAUGCCGAAGCCAAAGUCGCAAAUCUAGUUCGGCGAUGCAACUUUUGGCCGAGGACGGAAAAGAAUCCGCCAUGUCUGUUGGAUUCAUGCCUAAUCGAUAUAAAAACAAACCAAACCACCAAGCUAAUCCUGGUCUUCCUCUCCAAUUCACGUUCCGGAACCUAGUCACCAUGGACCCCGACCCCGAAAAGUCCCUCCCGCAAACGGGGACAGCAACCCCAAACUCAACCUCACCACUCCAACAAAAACUCGGCUCGUCCCCCGCUCACUCCGCACCCCAAUCAUCUGGCUACUCCCUGCCCCGAUGGCGCAAAUCCAUAAUCCUCUUCACCGUAAGCUGGAUGGCCCUCGCCGUGACCUUCAGCAGCACAUCGCUUCUCCCCGCAACCCCCGAAAUCGCCUCGGAGUUCCACACAACGCCGGAGAUCCUGAAUGUCAUGAACGCCGGCGUGCUGCUCGCCAUGGGAUUCUCGACGUUAAUUUGGGGGCCGCUGCGGGUGCUUUUGGGCCGGCGGCUCAGCUAUAACAUUGCUGUGGGCGUGUUGGUUGUUUGUUCCGUGUGUACUGGUGCAGCCCAGAAUAUGGCUAUGUUUACCGUCUUUCGUGUGCUCGGCGGGUUGACGGGGACGAGCUUUAUGGUUAUGGGGCAGACGGUGCUAGCUGAUAUUUUUGAGCCGGUAGUUAGAGGAACAGCAGUGGGAUUUUUCAUGCUAGGGACUGUCGCCGGUCCUGCUAUUGGACCCUGCAUUGGCGGCGUGAUUGUUACUUUCGCAAGCUGGCGCAACAUCUACUGGCUACAAACCGCCAUGGCAGGUCUCGGCCUGAUCCUCUCUCUCCUCUUCGUCCCCGAGAUCGAAGAAGAAUUUGACCCUGACGCUGAAAUUGACUCCGGUAGUGAGGCCGAAAAAAAGAAGAGCAAGAAGCAGAUUACCAUGCGCUAUAUACUCCACGUCUUCAAUCCACUCCCAGUCUUCAAGCUCUGGCUCUAUCCAAAUAUGUUCUUUUCCUUCCUAACCUGCGGCCUCCUCUCCACAUUCCUCUACGCCCUCCUCUCCAGCGCGCGCACAGUCUUCAACCCACGCUUCAACCUAACCUCCGCCCUCGUCUCAGGCCUCUUCUACCUUGCCCCCGGGUCGGGCUUCCUCAUCGGCUCCGUCCUCGGCGGCCGUCUGGCAGACAUGACUGUGCGCCGGUAUAUCAAGACGCGCGGGUUCCGGCUCCCGCAGGACAGGUUGAAUAGCGGGCUCGUGAUGCUCUUCCUUGUUCUGCCCGGCGCGACGCUCGUCUAUGCGUGGUCGUUGCAGGAGGAGAAGGGGGGCAUGGCGCUGCCCAUUGUUGCGGGGUUUGUGGCUGGUGUCGGGUUGAUGGGCAGCUUUAAUGGAUUAAAUACUUAUGCUGCUGAGGCUCUCCCCUCCCGUCGCAGCGAGGUUAUUAGCGGAAAGUAUAUCAUCCAGUAUACAUUCUCUGCGGGGGCGAGUGCGCUGGUCGUACCGGUGAUUGAUGAUAUUGGGGUUGGAUGGACGUUUACCAUUUCUGCAUUCAUGACGCUUACUGGGGCUGUCCUGGUCGUAAUGAUUGCGCGGUGGGGGAUUGAGAUGCAGCGGUGGGUGGAGAGGAGGAUUCCGCUUGAGAAGUGA
Messenger RNA from Aspergillus calidoustus, 1683 nucleotides. NCBI's taxonomy places the organism in Eukaryota, Fungi, Ascomycota, Eurotiomycetes, Eurotiales, Aspergillaceae. The record is from the annotation of a GenBank genome assembly.